Molecule: messenger RNA, 2717 nt
Organism: Monopterus albus (swamp eel)
Lineage: Eukaryota; Metazoa; Chordata; Actinopteri; Synbranchiformes; Synbranchidae
Product: T cell activation RhoGTPase activating protein
Biological process (GO): signal transduction; regulation of Rho protein signal transduction
Molecular function (GO): GTPase activator activity
Source: RefSeq, a predicted model, not a curated record
AACUCUAACAGGAGGUGGAAUGGAACAAUUAAUUGUGUUUCCACUCGAUGGCGAUGCAAACAUCCAUGCUCCAUCAAAGCAGCUGAAUAAUCAAGAGGACAAAUCAAUGCAGCCUACUGAAUCCAAGUGGAAGCUGGUGAAGAAGCUCAGAAAGGGCUCUAGUUUCAUCAGCAAAGCAAGUCGAACAGGAACAGACACCAAAACCCAGCUGUUUGGGCAGCCACUCUGCAAGAUAUGCCCAGACGACUGCUCACUUCCCAAACCAGUCACAGAGAUGCUGGUGCUGCUGAGGAAGAAAGGGCCGUCCACAGAGGGGGUGUUUCGGAAGCCAUGCAACAACAAGAACAUGAAGGACAUCAGAGAGCAGCUUAACAGUGGCCUGGAGGUGGACCUGGACGGCCAACCGGUCGUUCUGCUCGUUGGGCUGCUUAAAAGUUUUCUGAAAGAACUUCCUGGCAGCCUGCUGGUGUCUGAGCUUUAUGACAGUUGGAUGAUGGCUCUGGACAAUGAAGACACUCAGCAGAAGGCUCUGGAAAUCACAAAGGUGAUAGAUGAGCUCCCAAGGCACAACAAGCUCCUCCUGCAGCAUCUAGUCUGCAUUCUGCAUCACAUCCUAGAGAGUGUUGACAUCAACAAGAUGGACGCCCACAACCUGGCGGUGUGUAUUGCCCCCACGCUGCUGCAGCUGGAUAGCACGCCGCUGGAUGAGCAGAAGGAAAAGAUGAAAAAGGUCACAGAGCUCACUGAGUUCCUGAUUGAGCACUAUAAGAUACUUGGAGAGAAUAUCCCAAAUCUACUGGAUACAGAUGAAGACUCACUGUGCUCCCAGCACCAUGACUCUGCGUAUGACAGCACUGACCCAGAUGGAGAUGGAGAAGCAGGGGAGACCUCCACACGUGGAAAGUGUGGCUCAUCUUCCUCUCUCAGUCCCAGCACAACCACCUCUUCUUGGGCAAAUGAUGCUAUCUUCAAUACAAAGCCUGAAUUCAACCGUCGCUGCUCUGAGCCCAUCAUCCUGCUCUCAGCUGAUAUUCAGAGCUUGUGCAGCCAUGCCAGAAGCCACGAUGACUGCUCUAUGAAGAGGGACUUUGAGGAGAAGUCUCUGAAAAAGCCAAUUUCAGAUGACUCCUUCUUGCUUGGACAAGGUGGCGCAAGACCAGUAUUGUUGUUUACAAAACUGAGCAGAAGCUCCAACACAGACUCACUGGCUUACAUAGAAGGUAAUCGCAUCAGAGACUGCUCAUGCUCUUCCUUGGAAAGCGCUGCCUCCAACCAAUCAGAGGGCUCUGUUUUCACCAGUUCCCCAGUGGGGUCACCACCCUGCUCCAGGAGAACAAACACUACUGGCCAGCUGACAGUGGGGGUUAAGUCUCAGCAGGACAUUGCCAGACUGAUUUCAGAUGAGAGGAGGCGUUCACAGUCUAUGAGACUACCCAGUAAAGUCCUGGGGAAUAGGAACUUAUCAGCAGCAGGCAGCCUGAAGAAAGACUCUCAGAAGGAGAACGCCUUCCCUUGUGGAACUCUCCAGGAGGACUCUCAGAGUGAAGCAGACCCACCAGCAGAGCUUCUGCGCAAACCUCGCCCUCUGUCUGCCAUUGAAGUGUUUAAGCAAGUGGACAGCAGGCUGCCCUGCAGGCCUCCAACGUAUGAGCAGGCAGUGCGGAAUGUGAGCCUCCCUCCACAGUAUGGAGCAUUGACUGUACAACAUGCCAUUGAGCUGGAGAGAAGGUCCCGCCCAUCCUCUGUAAAUUAUGACUUCCCAUCAGCAUGCUCUGUCAAUCAGUACAUAGACUGUUUUGCUCAAGCAGCACAGGACAAAACCAACACCGCUGAGCGGCGGAAGCCUUUCCGCCAGAGAGCCAUGUCCGAAUCUGUGUCCGCAGGCCAUCAUGAGGUUGUGUCACGAAGAUGUAGCCAGCCUGUGUUUGAGGAAUUUUCUUACGCCAAGGAGUCUUAUGUUUGAUCGACUUUGGAACUGUUUCACAGAUCAGAUUUUAGAUAUGCAAACAUUUCUCAAAGACAGAAGUAAUUCAGAGCUGAACAUCAGUGGGUAAAGUCACUGGACCAACCGGUUAUCAUUCCAGCAGGCUUGUUUUUUAUUUUUUUUUUAUUUUACUUUCUAACCAAGAGGACUUGAUAUGACCAGAUUGCAUGUUUUCAUUUAGCAACAAGACUACUUCCCUUCACAUACACAACACCCCCCUAACCCCACUCCUUACCUUUUUACUAUUCUUUGGCUGGUUAGACAAAGAAACUGUCUUUUAAGGCCCUUCCCACUAAGCAGCUCUGUCAGAGCAAUGUUUGUAUAUGCACGUAAAGUCAGAUCGUUUAAUGUUCCACUGUUUCACUUUGAAUGAACGUCAGCUUUGUGGUGCCUCCUUGGAUGCACUUUCUCUGUAGUACUAUUUAGAGUACAAAUAUAAGAUAUGUAAUUAUCUUGAUAGAUAUUUAGUCUAUCACAAUGAAGCUAUGACAGCACUGUUAGCUGUGUAUAAAAUAUGCUACAAGUUCUGAUUUUCUAUGUUUGUGUGAAGUUUUGUCAACAGUGAUAUGUGCAUUAUAGCACACUGAGCACAAUGGGAUUUUUCAGUUUGUUUGUUUUGCUUUUUGUAAAUCAUCACUUUGCAGGAUCUUCUUCUUCCACUACAAUGAAGCACUUUUUUGAAGAUGAGCUAUGCUUUGUUUACCUGUAUGCCUAAAAUGUAAAUAAAGUCAAC